Sphaeramia orbicularis (orbiculate cardinalfish) is the source of this 945-nucleotide messenger RNA. RefSeq lists its product as uncharacterized. Gene Ontology annotation, molecular function: nucleic acid binding. The record is from RefSeq and is a predicted model, not a curated record. Gene Ontology annotation, biological process: DNA integration. The transcript is spliced from 3 exons. NCBI's taxonomy places the organism in Eukaryota, Metazoa, Chordata, Actinopteri, Kurtiformes, Apogonidae. The coding region runs from base 1 to 945 and encodes 314 amino acids.
AUGUGGUCAGUGCAGCAGGAGUAUCCACUGAUCCUGCUCACAGCAGUAAGCGACUGGCUGGUACCGCAAAAUGUUAAAGAGCUACGGAGCUUCCUGGGCCUAGCUCCCUACUAUCACCGGUACAUACUAGGUUUUGCCACCUUUGCCAGUCCCUUGCAUCAGCUGACCCAGAAGGGGCAGGUGUUCAAAAUGAGCAAAGGCUGUGUCCAGAUACCAAGCUCCAGGCAGCCCUUCUCGGGGCUCCGGUGCUGGCAUAUCCCGACCUCCAGGGGCCUUCCAUCAUUGACACUGACGCCAGCAAAGUGGACCUUGGAGUGGUUCUGUCCCAGGAGGGCGAGCAGGGAGAGCAGGUCAUUACCUACUUCAGCCACUCUUUCUCCUAGUCAGAGAGGAAGUACUGUGUCACCUGCUUCUCACUUCAGGGACCCAGAGGGACAGCUGACUCCUUGGCUGGAGACAUUGCAAGAGUUUGACUUUGAGAUCCACCAUCGGGCUGGCCUUCUCCAUGUCAAUGCUGAUUCUCUGUCCCGCCACCCCUGUGAGGAAGAUGAAUGUCAGUACAGCCUGCAUGAGGAGGAGUGGGAUGCUUUGACUAUGUUCCCAAUUCUACUGACCGAAGUGUUGUCAAGAUGUGGAACUCUAUGUCCAUUGAUUAGUAUCCAGGUGGGGGCUCCCAUGGAGCAGGUGGCAGUGGAUGUGUUGGGUUCAUUUCCUACCACUGACUGCAGUAAUCGCUAUGUCCUGGUUGCAAUGGACUACUUCACCAAGUGGCCAGAGGCGUAUGCCAUUCCAGAUCAGAGCGCUAUGACUACUGCCAAACAUCUGGUGAGCGAGAUGUUCUGCUGCUUUGGUCCUGCAUCAGCCAUUGGAGGCUCCCAGGAGCCAAUCCAUGUGAGCGUGCCACCAAUGCCAACUGCCUCAGCAUUUGAGAACCUUUGUGGUUGA